Messenger RNA from Euleptes europaea (tarantolino), 3443 nucleotides. RefSeq names its product tyrosine-protein kinase JAK2. Gene Ontology annotation, cellular component: cytoskeleton; cytosol; membrane. Gene Ontology annotation, molecular function: cytokine receptor binding; ATP binding; non-membrane spanning protein tyrosine kinase activity. Lineage: Eukaryota; Metazoa; Chordata; Lepidosauria; Squamata; Sphaerodactylidae. The transcript is spliced from 23 exons. The record is from RefSeq and is a predicted model, not a curated record. The coding region runs from base 30 to 3422 and encodes 1130 amino acids. Gene Ontology annotation, biological process: peptidyl-tyrosine phosphorylation; cytokine-mediated signaling pathway; cell surface receptor signaling pathway via JAK-STAT.
AUAUGCUUUGAAAGUAUACUAAAGAUACCAUGGCCUGUCUUACAAUAACACAGAUGGAAGGACCGACAUCAUCUGCUGUUCAUCAGAAUGGAAGCAUCUUUGGGAAUUCAGCCAUUCACAGUCCGAGAGAGGCGCUGCUUCAGGUUUAUGUUUAUCAUUCCCUAGGGAAAGUGGAAGGCGAUUAUCUACAGUUUCCAGCUGGAGAAUAUGUUGCGGAAGAGCUCUGUAUGGCUGCCUGUAAGGCUUGUGGAAUCUUGCCAGUCUACCAUAACAUGUUUGCAUUAAUGAACCAGGCAGACAGAUGCUGGUAUCCUCCAAACCAUACCUUCCAAAUAGAGGGAUCAGCUAGUGACACCGUACUGUACCGAUUAAGGUAUUACUUCCCUCACUGGUAUUCUAACAGCAGUACACGAUCAUACCGGUAUGGUGUUUCUCGGGGUGCAGAGAGUCCUGUUCUUGAUGAUGUUGUCAUGUCUUAUUUGUUUGCCCAGUGGCGAGAAGACUUUGUCCAUGGAUGGGUAAAGAUGUCUGUUACUCAUGAGACACAAGAAGAGUGUCUUGGCAUGGCUGUUCUAGAUAUGAUGAGAAUGGCUAAAGAAAAGGACCAAACUCCAUUGGCUAUCUACAAUUCUGUCAGCUACAAAAUGUUUUUGCCCAAAUGUAUCAAAGAAAAAAUCCAAGACUAUCACAUUCUAACACGAAAAAGAAUAAGGUACAGGUUUCGCAAGUUUAUUCAGCAAUUCAGCCAAUGCAAAGCAACUGCCAGAAAUUUGAAACUGAAAUAUCUUAUAAAUCUGGAAACUCUCCAGUCUGCCUUCUACUCAGAGGUGUUUGAAGUAAAGGAGCCUGGCAGAGAGCAUUCAGACAAAGACAGUUUUGCAACCAUUGUAAUAUCCGGAAAUGGAGGAAUUCGGUUGUCUAGAGGGAAACAUAAAGACAGUGAAACGCUGGCAGAACAGAACCUACAGACCUACUGUGAUUUUCCUGAUAUCAUUGAUGUCAGUAUUAAGCAAGCAAGCCAGGAAGGUUCCACUGAGAGCAGAAUUGUAACCAUUCACAAGCAGGACUCCAAGAAUCUGGAAGCAGAAUUUCAUUCAUUAAGAGACGCUCUUUCUUUUGUAUCGUUAAUUGAUGGCUAUUAUAGAUUAACUGCAGAUGCUCAUCAUUACCUCUGUAAAGAAGUAGCACCUCCUUCAGUGCUUGAAAAUAUCCAGAGCAAUUGCCAUGGGCCAGUUUCUAUGGACUUUGCAAUCAGUAAACUGAAGAAAGCCGGCAAUCAGACUGGGUAUUAUGUUCUUCGUUGCAGUCCGAAAGAGUUUAAGAAAUACUUUCUGACCUUUGCUGUGCAGCGUGACAGCAUCACUGAUUACAAGCAUUGUUUAAUAACCAAAAGUGAAAGUGGAGAGUAUAAUCUCACUGGUACAAGAAGAAGCUUUACAAACCUCCCAGAUUUGUUGAAUUGUUACCGGACAGAAACUGUACGAUCAGACAGCAUCAUUUUCCAGUUUACCAGAUGCUGCCCACCAAAGCCAAAAGAUAAAUCGAACCUCCUAGUAUUCAGAAGCAAUGGAGUGUCUGAUAUACCAACGUCACCCACCUUGCAGAGGCACAAUAACAUCAACCAGAUGGUCUUUCACAAAAUUUCCAAUGAAGAUUUGAUAUUUAAUGAAAGCCUUGGUCAGGGAACGUUCACUAAGAUUUUCAAAGGUAUGAGAAAAGAAGAGGGAGACUAUGGCAAGGUGUAUGAAACUGAAGUCCUACUGAAAGUUCUGGAUAAAGUUCACAGGAACUACUCUGAGUCUUUCUUUGAGGCAGCAAGCAUGAUGAGUCAACUUUCUUACAAGCACUUGGUAUUAAAUUAUGGAGUUUGUGUCUAUGGAGAGGAAAAUAUUCUUGUACAGGAGUUUGUAAAGUUUGGAUCAUUGGACACCUAUUUGAAGAAGAAUAAAAAUUCUAUAAACAUCUUGUGGAAACUGGAAGUUGCCAAGCAGCUUGCAAUGGCCAUGCACUUUCUGGAAGAUAAAAACCUUGUUCAUGGGAACGUAUGUGCAAAAAAUAUUUUGCUUAUCAGAGAAGAAGAUAGGAAGGCGGGGAACCUUCCUUUUAUCAAGCUUAGUGAUCCUGGUAUCAGCAUUACAGUGUUGCCAAAAGACAUUCUUCUUGAGAGAAUACCCUGGGUUCCGCCUGAAUGCAUAGAAAACCCCAAACAGCUGAGUUUGGCGACAGAUAAAUGGAGUUUUGGGACCACUCUGUGGGAAAUCUGCAGUGGGGGAGACAAGCCUCUUAAUGCACUGGAUUCUCAGAGAAAACUACAGUUUUAUGAAGACAGGCACCAGCUUCCUGCUCCAAAUUGGACAGAACUGGCCAAUCUAAUAAAUAACUGUAUGGAUUAUGAACCAGACUUCAGGCCUUCAUUCAGAGCAAUUAUACGUGAUCUUAACAGUUUGUUCACUCCAGAUUAUGAACUAUUGACGGAAAAUGACAUGUUGCCAAAUAUGAGAACUGGUGCGCUUGGAUUUUCUGGGGCUUUUGCAAGCAGGGAUCCAACCCAUUUUGAAGAGAGACACCUCAAGUUCUUACAGCAGCUUGGCAAGGGUAAUUUUGGCAGUGUGGAGAUGUGUCGAUAUGACCCACUGCAGGACAAUACUGGGGAGGUGGUGGCUGUUAAAAAGCUGCAGCACAGCACAGAAGAACAUCUGCGGGACUUUGAAAGAGAAAUUGAAAUUCUCAAAUCCCUGCAACAUGACAACAUUGUCAAGUACAAAGGAGUCUGCUAUAGCGCUGGUCGGAGAAACCUGAAGUUGAUAAUGGAAUAUUUACCUUAUGGAAGUUUACGUGACUACAUCCAGAAACAUAAAGACAGACUGGAUCAUAAGAAACUCCUGCAGUAUGCCUCACAGAUAUGCAAGGGAAUGGAGUAUCUGGGCAUAAAAAGAUAUGUCCACAGAGAUCUCGCAACACGGAACAUCUUGGUGGAGAACGAGAACAGAGUUAAAAUUGGAGAUUUUGGCUUGACAAAAGUUUUGCCCCAGGACAAAGAGUACUACAAAGUUAAGGAGCCAGGCGAGAGCCCUAUAUUUUGGUAUGCUCCAGAAUCACUGACAGACAAUAAGUUUUCUGUGGCCUCGGAUAUGUGGAGCUUUGGUGUGGUUCUAUAUGAACUCUUCACAUAUAUAGACAAGAACAAAAGCCCUCCAGCGGAGUUCAUGCGCAUGAUUGGCAAUGAUAAGCAAAACCAGAUGAUCGUGUACCAUUUGAUAGAGCUUUUGAAAAAUAAUGGACGGUUGCCAAGACCUGAUGGGUGCCCUGAUGAGGCUUAUGCCAUAAUGACGGAAUGCUGGAAUAAUAAUGUGAGCCUGCGACCCUCCUUCAGGGACCUUGCUCUGCGAGUGGAUCUUAUAAGGGAGAGCAUGGGUGGAUGAGUUUACUGGAAUUCUUUCAGA